UGUAAUUUUUUCCUCGAACCCUAAGCAUGGUUGGCUAGUUUCCCCGGAUCGAGUUCGUCACCAAAGCGCGGCAUCAUGGGAGGAUUGGAGCAGUUUGGACCUUGGGCCGACCUCCACCCGGAGCUCCUCCUUUCCAUCGCCGACGGGUUGUCGCUAAAGCACUACGCCUCCAUCCGCGGCGCCUGCCCGGCCUGGCGUUCCGCCCUCCCGCCGCCGCUCCCUUCUCUCCUCGUCCUUGUCGACGGCCGGCGCGCAUCCGCACUAUCGUUCCUGAUGCAGCGCCCCAUCCACUGCUCCACGCUCCAGACGCUGCAGAUCUUCCUCCUGAAUCCCCUUACCGGCGAGGAGAUCAGCCUCCUUCGGAUUAAGAAUUGCGGCAAGAGGGUGCGCAAGGUCGUAUUCGCGCCGAACCCCAGACCCGACGACUACACCGCCGUCGCCAUAUGCCACGGCAACAAGCUCGCCUACAGCAAGACCGGGGAUAUGAAGUGGUUCAUCAGCGACGUCGCCAAGGACAGGGGGGACCAGCUCAUCGACCUGGUCUACGACACGGACGGUGGCAAGGUCUACUGCCUUACAGAAUGCGGGGACGUGCACGUGCUCCACAUUCCCCGUGGCCGCCGCCGGAAGCCUAUAGUCGAGCCCUUGCUGCCGGAGCGCCCGUUCGACCCCACGGCCGUCUUCGCACCGCCCUACCACACAGCUUCUAAGCUCACAAGGUUCAAGCAGAUCUUCAUCUGUAAUGGUAGCCUGUACCAGGUAUGGCGGAAUGCCACCGGUAACAUCGCUUGGCGGCUGCCAGAGGGCGGCCGGUUCAGCAUGUCCGACAACGACAUCUUCGUUCUGAGGUACGACCCUGGGCGCAGACCAUGCUGGGACACAGUGAAUGAUCUGGGCGGCUACUCUGUGUUCAUCGGCAAGAACAACCCAGCGGUGGUCCGAGCUGAGGAUGUCCCCGGGGUGAGGGCCAACUGUGUGUACUGGAUCGAUGAGCGGUGGAGAGACGUGCCUAUGGUGUUCGACAUGGUCACCCGAACCUCUGCACCCUUUGUUCUUCCCUCUGCUGACAGUGUUCAAAGCCCCCUAUGUGGAACAGGCUGCUGGUACUUCUUCAGUGAUAACAUUACAAGCAUCGACAACAAUGGAAGGAAACAGCACAUGAGUGGAGACGCCGACAGAUCUCAAGAGCAACAGGAAGCUAAAAGAUCUAAGUCAUAA
Triticum aestivum (bread wheat) is the source of this 1218-nucleotide messenger RNA. RefSeq lists its product as uncharacterized. The transcript is spliced from 2 exons. Bases 76 to 1218 code for a protein of 380 amino acids. The record is from RefSeq and is a predicted model, not a curated record. Lineage: Eukaryota; Viridiplantae; Streptophyta; Magnoliopsida; Poales; Poaceae.